AUGGAAGUAACUAGUGUUUUGAUAAGUGUCCUAUAGGCUAUUAUCCAUAAAUAAAAGGAGGCGAUGCUAAUUUUAAAUAGUGCAAAAAAUGUCCUGGUAACUGCUUUUCUUGUGAAAAUUCAUUUAGUUGCACUGAAUGUAAUUAAUUUUAUAAAGAAUAUUUUUGUAAUGGUAUUUUAUUAUGCAUUUGUGAUAGUCUAAAAUGUUAAGGAAAUUCAUUAAAUUUGCCCAAAAAUUAGUGCUGUUUGGUAAGCAAUUGUUCUAAAUGUUAGUAGCAUGUCAGUAUUUGUGAAGAAUGCAAUAAAGAAUAUCCUUAUCUUUACUUAAACUCUUGCUUAUAAAUUUGUCCAGAUGGAACUUUUUCAGAUGAAAAUAAUAAGUGCUAGUAAUGUCAUCCUUUAUGUAAAAGUUGCUCAAGUAAAUCAUCAAAGAGUUGUUUGA
Molecule: messenger RNA, 441 nt
Organism: Tetrahymena thermophila SB210
Lineage: Eukaryota; Ciliophora; Oligohymenophorea; Hymenostomatida; Tetrahymenidae
Product: transmembrane protein, putative
Exons: 1
Source: RefSeq, a predicted model, not a curated record